Syngnathoides biaculeatus (alligator pipefish) is the source of this 6514-nucleotide messenger RNA. RefSeq names its product gamma-aminobutyric acid receptor subunit beta-3-like. The coding region runs from base 21 to 1283 and encodes 420 amino acids. Gene Ontology annotation, cellular component: GABA-A receptor complex; membrane; synapse. Gene Ontology annotation, molecular function: neurotransmitter receptor activity; extracellular ligand-gated monoatomic ion channel activity; GABA-A receptor activity. The transcript is spliced from 7 exons. Lineage: Eukaryota; Metazoa; Chordata; Actinopteri; Syngnathiformes; Syngnathidae. Gene Ontology annotation, biological process: nervous system process; monoatomic ion transmembrane transport; chemical synaptic transmission. The record is from RefSeq and is a predicted model, not a curated record.
GGGCCCCGGUAGCAGUCGGGAUGAGCAUAGACGUGGCCAGCAUAGACAUGGUGUCUGAAGUCAACAUGGACUACACAUUGACUAUGUAUUUCCAACAGUACUGGAGGGACAAACGUCUCGCCUAUCUUGGUAUCCCACUCAACCUGACCUUGGAUAAUAGAGUAGCAGACCAGCUCUGGGUACCAGACACCUAUUUCCUCAAUGACAAAAAGUCAUUUGUUCAUGGGGUCACUGUCAAAAACCGCAUGAUCCGUCUUCAUCCAGAUGGAACUGUUCUUUAUGGGCUCAGGAUAACGACGACAGCAGCAUGCAUGAUGGAUCUCAGGAGGUAUCCCCUGGAUGAACAGAACUGCACUCUGGAGAUAGAGAGCUAUGGCUACACCACAGACGACAUCGAGUUCUACUGGAAAGGGGGCGAGUCAGCUGUCACAGGGGUGACGCGCAUCGAGCUGCCGCAGUUUUCCAUUGUUGACUACAAGUUGGUUUCCAGAAAUGUUGUGUUUUCCACAGGUGCCUACCCUCGGCUUUCUCUGAGCUUUAAACUUAAGAGGAACAUCGGCUAUUUCAUUCUGCAGACAUACAUGCCAUCCAUCUUGAUUACCAUCCUCUCCUGGGUAUCCUUCUGGAUAAACUACGACGCCUCCGCGGCCAGGGUGGCUCUAGGAAUCACCACCGUGCUGACCAUGACUACUAUCAACACCCACUUGAGAGAGACGUUGCCCAAGAUCCCGUACGUUAAGGCCAUCGACAUGUACCUGAUGGGCUGCUUUGUCAUGGUCUUCCUUGCGCUUCUGGAGUAUGCCUUUGUCAACUACAUCUUCUUUGGGAGGGGCCCUCAAAUGCAAAAAAAGCUGGCAGAGAAGGCGGAGAAAGCCAAUAAUGAGAGGGCAGCCAAGUAUGAUGCUGCAAGGGUAAGUUUGACUGGACAUGGGAACAUCCUUCUGACCACCCUGGAAGUCCAUAAUGAAGUAGCAGGAGGAGAGAUCACCACCAGCUUGGCAGACAUCAGGAACUCGCAGUCCAUGGUGCAGUUGGACAGCACGGCCUCGACACAUAUUCAGUAUCGCAAGCAGAGUGGCGGAAUUGGUCCACGUUCUGCCAGUCGUCACUCCCUGGACCGCUCCGCUCAGAUGAAACGCAGCCGACUGAGAAGGCGGUCCUCGCAGCUGAAAAUCAAAAUCCCUGACCUGACCGAUGUGAAUGCCAUCGACCGUUGGUCACGGAUCAUUUUCCCCUCAGUUUUCUCCUUUUUUAAUCUUAUCUACUGGCUCUACUAUGUCUGACUGGACAGGUUGUUUGUUUGUUGUUUUAUUUAUUUCAUUUUGGCUUGGUUUACCUCCUUUUGUCUGUGCUUUUAUACAUGCAUUACAUCUAUCAACAUCAGACUGAAAGACUGAGAAAGUUCUGGACCAAGGUCUCCUCCAAUAUCUUUUUAUAUUUGCCGACUUUUAAUCUGUAUUCUUUUCUAUAGUAUGUACUGUAGCUGGGACUUGUGAUAGUCAUUUCCCAUAAAACAGAAACAAAAUGCCAGCAAUUGAUUAAAUACAGUAUUUGCAAAAAAAAUCUAAAUUAAAUAAACCGUGAAAGCACAGUAUUCUAAUCCAAAAAAGAAAACGUUAUACCACAGAGGUGAUCAGAAAAAUGCAGUCAAUUGCUAAAAAUCCAUUAAACAAUAUGUUUGAUUGGUACCCUAUGCACUAUAAAUGCAUGUAAUGAUCUUCCAAUGUGGUCAGCUUUUACCGACAGUUUUUUCUUCAGGACUAUCAUGACUCUCAGGCUCCAGAUUUUUAACUAUUCUUGGUGUCACAUUUGGUCACGAAGAGGAAUGACAAAACAGCACAAGAAUGAAAAACACUGCCAUUUUAUUUCCAGUUCACCUUUUAAUGGCUCCUCAAGCAAACGCUGUACCCAAGUAUACCCAAAGUGAUCAAACUGCCAAGGGGUGUCCAGGAGGCAUUGUUACCCACCCAGCAUUGGCUCGAAGUUCGUUUUCCCCCAAGUAUUCUUCAUACAUUUGUUUGUUACUCAUUUCAGUGUGCUAUUUUUCAGUUGGAUAUCCUACAAAUUGCACAUCCAUCAUAUCUUGGGAUACUAUUGUACUCUUAGUCUUUCAAGUGUUUAUUUGAUUUCCCACUCUGUCCUGUUGCAAACAAUGAUACACUGGAGAAGUUAAUUUUGUGUAUAUUGAAAAAUGUAUAUACUAUACAGUAUACAACGUCUGCAAACCCUAAAGGGAAAAAAAAGAUCAAAUGAGCAUUGAGUUUGUGAUUGUUAUGCUGGCUAUGACACGUCAGUCAAUUUAAUACAAAAAAAGACAAAAAAUAUUAAUUUUUUUUUCUCCAAAAUGUGACCAUGCUGAAGUUCCAGCUGAUGCAAAUGGAUUUUAAUGGACUCCACAGCCAGACCACACAGGCCAGCUGAUGAGCACAUGCUAGUGUUGAAUGUAUCAGAUCCAUUGUUCUUCAGGUAGAGGAUAAUGAGCCAUGGUCAUACUUACUUUCCAUCUGAAUGUAACCCCCUCAUGAUAUUGCAAGUGUGCAGGGGCAUGUACACAUGCAGGUUGGCGAGCAGCUAUUGGGGUGUUUUGGCUCGACUGCUGCAUGUAGAACUGGAUUGUGGCUUAGACUAAUCAACCACUUCCGAUUUCUGACUGAUAAAUCUGAAAUGCUCUCUUUCAUGACCGUCGCCACCCCCAACACAUCUCUAACAAACAUAGCUUUGUGCAUGAACAUAUAUUAAAUAUGACUACUAAGAGAUACAUAAGAGUACAACUUUAAACUUGUGACGAUCUUAAAAUAACUGAAUGUAUUGUACUUGGAUUGUUGCUGUCUGGCUACAAUUUAUUUUGAGAUCAAUAUGAAUAGGGGUGGGGGUGAUGCAGUCCCCGAGAUGGUCCUGUUUUCUACUGUGUAGACAAGGCCUCAUGUAUACAUGUACGUGUGAGGUGCUUUUAAGGAAUCCUCACAUUCCAGAAGAAAGUUAACAAUAUUUGUACAUCUAUAGUAUGAAAACAACGAAUGAAGGCUCCUACUCUAGGGCCAUUAUUUUCUUUUUUAUCAACAAGAUGAGAAAAAAAAGGAAAGCAAACACACUGCUGAGACCUAAGUUAUUGUGUACUGUGCAUGCAACAACACAUUUGGAGAGACUUAGAGAGGGGCAGAAAAAUUAUUUACCCAGCCUCAUGAAAGCUAACAAAUGAUCACUUUUGCUUUGUUGCUGACUUGGAAAAGAAAGAAAAAAAAGUCAGGUGUUGUAUGGCCUUGGUCCCAUAAUGGAAUGUGAAAUGUUCUGUGCUGCCACAAAAUGUAUUUAGUCUUAGAUUUAUAUUGUAUAUCUCUGGAUGUUUCUCUUCCUUUUUCAAAGGAUGAUUAUCUUAAAUCAUCAAAUAAAUGAAAUACAUUGUACAUGUUCAGUUUGUGAGCUUAUUUAACAUUGAAGGUAAAUGAACAUAAUUUGGCAUUAUUUUUUACAUAAUGUACACUUUGCUUAUUUUUGGCGGCGGGUUGGUGCUUGGAAAGGAUUAGGCUAUUUACAUGUGAAAUGUGUUUCUACUUACGAAAGUGUCAUGUUACGAGACGACUUCCGGAACAAAUUAAUUUCGUAAGUCCAGGCACCAAUAUACAAGCGUGGCUUUACAAGUCAGAAGACACCAGAAACAUCAAAAAGCCGUUGCAUUGAGGUCAUAUUAACACAUACUGUUGCUUUAAGUAGUCAUGAUGAAUACUUUCACUUAAUCAAGUUCUCCCUUGAAUUAUAAGCCCCCAAUUAAGCAUAUUUAUGGAUUUCCUAUUGGCCUUCUUAAGCUUCAGGGCAACUGUAUGCACUUAUUUGAAGAGAAAUCAAGAGAAUAUAGGUGGACUGAUCAGGACUGCUGCUGGAUACCUCACAUGAAUACAUGGUAAUUAUUUUAGUAUCAGCUUAAACACAUCCAGAGAGAAUCAGGUGAGCAGCUAUGCAGCAGGUGAGUAGCAAUGCAGUUUCACUCAAAGUUCAGUUAAAGCGUCUGCAGGCUUGGGAAGAGUCCAGGGGCCAGGAAAGACAAGAGUCUCAAUGUUCAGGAGUCCACGACGGGAAAACGCAUACUGCCAUGUCAUUGCAAACACCAAACAGCCAUAGGAGCUGGUCAACAAAAGCAGAAACUGAUAAGCCAGAAUUCAUGGUUGGGGACAGAAAGCUGAAGUGGUUACCUAGCAAACCACUAGGCAAGAAAGUCACGGGGACGCAAGAUCGGCAAUGGAAGAUAACAAGCAAGAGUGGUUUAGUGUGUUGCACAAGCAGGUGAAAAAGAAUCCGUGAGUAAGCAGGAGAGGGUUUAAUAAUAGCUUGACUGCAGAUCUGCAGCACCUGGUGGGCAGAGUGACUAAUAAGCUGGGAGUAAUUAACUGGCAGAGUGGAGCAGUGGUAGUGGUAGCAGAAAACCACAAGACGAGCACACAGGUAAAGAGGAGGAAGAAAAUCAGGCCAGCAAUGUCACAGAUGAGUUGAUCACUCAGAAUGUAGUGAGACCACACCCAGGACCCCUUUAUAGGACUUUGGCCCAGAGAAUGAAGCCAUUUGAGUACUGCAUGCUGCCCUCCUUCGCCAACUUAGGGAGGACCAGGACACCUUUUUGUAGCAGUUAACCUCGAAGUUGAACUAUUUUUUCAAUCUGCCUCAGAGGAAAACGUUGGUCAACCCACGCCACCAUCCCGUGCUCUGGACUUGUUUUUGCCCAGCCCAUUGCAUCCAUCUCCUGCUCUUGUCUCGUCAACACUUGGCCCGUGGCAUCUGCCUCUUGUUUUGGUUUUGUCGACGCCCGGCUCGUGGCAUCCAUCACUUGCUCCUAUUUUCAUGGCUUCUGACCAGCAACUGCUCCCUUGCUCUUGCUUCAGUGGCGACAUCAGGCCGUGGCGUCUAACACAUGCUCCUGUCCGGUAAGCACCCAGCCCGCAGCGUCUCCCACGUGCUCCUGUCUCGUCGGCACCCGCCCCACACGGUCCACCAUGUGUGCCUGUUUUGUCUCCGCCCGGCCCAUAGCAGCGACUUGCUCGUUCACUCUAUCGCCAGCGUUCAACUGGCCUGCGUAUCCUGCGCUUCAGGCGGCAUCGCUAAAACUACGGCCGAUCCUUCUCGCUUCUGCUUCAGCGGUUCACAACUAGCGGCGGUGUUUUCCCCACAGCAGCUGCUUCCCAUGCCUGCUCUCGUUCCUGCGUCUGCCUUGGCAGUACUCGAACAGCGUCUGUCUCUCACUCCUCCUUAGUGGUGCUUCAACUGCAGCGGCUGCCUCUUGCCCCAUUGGUGGUACAUCGCCCGCAGUUCUGUUCCUGUUUGGAUCCUGCUUUGCCAUUGGGACACUUUAUGGAAGUCUGCCUGAGUGGCCCUGUUUAAACCUUGGUACUUGCCAUCUUAGUCGACCUCCUGAACUGCUCAGCCAAGCACCUCGCUUUGGGUGUCCUGGACGACCACUGGACUGACCAACCCAAUGAGACCACAGUGAUCCUUGCAGUGUACCAAUAGGAACUACUGUAUGUUACUAUGUUAGUGGGAAGCUGUGAACUACGGCUAGUUCAUUUUGGCGAAAGAUAUCUUAGGCAGGGGCAUGAAGUGCUAAAUUUGUCAACAACGGUGAAGCUCGUCAUGUUGUUGUCAGAUGGGAUCAAGCCUGUAAUGAAGUCCAGAGAGAUGUGGGACUAAUGGCGAUGGGGAACAGAGGAGCUCUGAUGUGAUUGUGGUGAGUUCGACAAAAUCCUCUUUAAGGGAAGCCCAGAAGACCCGCUGGAGGAAUAGAGCAAAGGUUCUGUGAAACCCAUAGUGGCAUGUAAGCUUGAAAGUACAAGCCCACUGGCGGAUGUCUUACCUUUUUAUUUUUUAAUGUAAAUUCUGGUAUGAAACAAGGAAGUCUGAACACAGAAAUGAGCUUCCACCUGAAAAAGGUCAAAGCCCGCCAAAAGCAACCCUAUAUCAAGUGCCUACCACAAACAAUUAUGGCCAAGGGCACCAGACGAAGGGAGAGGAGGGUGUGAACCCAAGGGGGGAUGUGAGAGACCCACUUUUAUCAGAAGCCUAAAAAACUGAAAGUGGGAAAGGAGGGAGGAACAGGCCUCAAGAGACAAGUUGAAAGAAAUGUGAAUACCACCCAAAUGCAAUGGUUACGAGGCUAGCGAACUGGCAAUCAUUAUCUCUGUACCGUGAUUGUGUGUGGUGGGGUGUUGUGGAUUAAAUUUGGGAAGACUGGUGGGGCUGAGGCACUCCAUCCAGGCCAACCAGCUCCUCAAAAGUACUGUACGUGCAAAUGUAUAGUAUGUGGUCCUGGGUUUUGUAAAGGUACUGCGAAAAAAACUACCUCUCAGGGUCAUUCUUAACCUAGCUGUGCAUCUCAGAGUUUAGAACCCUAAGUCUUCCUUUUUUUGGCAUCUAGUCAAAUUAUAUCUCACAAUGUAUGCAUGGAAAUUCUUCAGAAAUGCAUACUUGCCAUUUACUGUUACUAUAUUCAUGCUUUUAUGCAAGUAUGCAUUUCCCUUGGGGCACGAGUGUU